Molecule: messenger RNA, 3669 nt
Organism: Solenopsis invicta (red fire ant)
Lineage: Eukaryota; Metazoa; Arthropoda; Insecta; Hymenoptera; Formicidae
Gene: Pgant9
Product: putative polypeptide N-acetylgalactosaminyltransferase 9
Cellular component (GO): Golgi apparatus
Source: RefSeq, a predicted model, not a curated record
UGGUGGUGGCGGUGUCGCGUACGCGUUGCCCGUACGUCGGACGAGGAGAGGGCCGGAGCUGCUCGCGCCCGUCGGCUUUGAUAACAGCGGGUGGCUCGUCGUCGCGACAGUCGGAGCCGGUCGCUCGUCGUGUGAGCGUCGUCACGUUGGCGUUUCUCGCGCAUCUGAACGACGACGCGAACUAUCAACCGCUCGCUCGCUCGCUCGCGGUCGCUCUUGACACGCCGCUCGGCAUUCAUUCAUCCGUCGGUCCGCAUCGCGGUCGCGGUCAGUGCUUUGUCCGUAGUUUUGUGCGCGACCCGCGAGUGUCAACCAAGUGUGUCCUGCAGUGUGUGAUUAACGAUGAGCGCGGCAACGAGAGAUAGGACUGCGUCGCAGUUUGAUUGAUACGUUGUUCUUCACGACGGCGAAUUUCACGGCGGCGAUGUCGAUUUAGACGGUUGCUGGUUUGGAAAUCUUGGAGAUCUCUCGCUUUCCCGCGCAUAUUCCCCUGCAUACGUGGGAGGUCGAAGUUUUCGCCGAUAAUCCGACUUAGCAUCUGCCGCUUAACAAGGCAAGUAUAAUUAUCGGGAAUACGAGGAGGACCGUUUUGUGAGCAGAUAUCCGCUUCGUAAGGAGCCUCCCGGAGCUGAUAGAACCUGGUCGGUUCCUAAGAUUGGAGUAAAUUGACAUUCUUAUGGAGAUGCGCUCAUCAUACAUCACGAGAUCGCUAUAAUUGACUAGCGCACUCGCGCACAGUUGGCAUUUACCGAGCUCUCGCUGUAUCCAAAAACAAGAAACUCACCAGUGGAAGGAAGCCACGAAGGAGCGACGAAGCGAUACGAGAAUGCGGUGACGUUGGGAAACUGCCUGACCGACAACUUACAUAUCGUAAUGCACAUAUGCGGAUUAUUAAUUAAAACAUAAAAAUCAUAUCCAAUUUAUGACGCUAAUUCAUACUGAUGCAAGACCAUUUCGCCGUUCUACGUUGACGCAACGGCAGCAAGAACCAAAUGCGACAUAUCGAUUGCUAAACGUAUCAUCUUACGUCAUAUUAAAACUCGUGGUAGACGUCUGCCCGACGGUACAUAUCUCGAACUACUGCAAAAUUAGUUUCGCACAAUUUAGAGAUCUGUUUUAUUUCAUCCCGUGUGAUCUAUCACGACAGCGUCGAGGGAGAUCAACUUUGAAGAACACUCUCGCCGAAACGGACGAUAAAACGCAUAUAUACUGUCACGGAAAGUUAUCGAUGUUGCACGCCAGUGAUCGUCAGUCAUUUCGAUUAGGAUAAAGUAUUCUCCGGAGCCGAGGCUCUUGCUCGCUGAAAUUCCUGGCGCGAUUGCUCGUGAAAGGAACGCGUCUCCCGUGAAUCUCCUCUCUCUCUACCCGGGCGUUUAAUUAGCGUCCUCGAUCGUGUAGAAAGGAGGAACUAGCCUGGGCGCCCGGACCUUUCGACGUCACACGGCGAGAGUCGACCGGCGAGGGAGGUUGAAGAGGGGCGAGAGGAUGUUGCUGAGGUAACACGACAUUUCGAGGCCGCACGAGAAGUACGAUAAUCGCAGCGCGGGAAGGUGUCGAUCGCAGCAGGCGCAUAAAGGAAGGAUCGAAGAGCGGCGGUAGGAUGGGUUUCCCCAGGAGAAGGUCGCUGUGGUUGAAGGUGGCGGUGCUUGCGACCGCCGUGUGGGUGACCGUCUGUUUCCUGCUCUACACGGAGGAUCGGGCGGCGGCGGCCUCCAUCCAGGGAUUGGCACCGUCGGGCGUCGCGAUGCCGCAGCAAGCGGCGAAUGGCUUUGUGCCGCCUGCGGCGCCGUUUAGAAAAGAGACAACCGGCAAUGUGAUCAGCAACAGGGUGAAGAUCAAUCAAGCCGGCCCGGAACAAGAUCCCAUAGGUGGUGGAGUGCUGGCUUUACCACGGGAGCCGGAUGCUGGUGCACCCGGUGAGAUGGGCAGGCCUGUAAUAUUGCCGACCAACAUGUCCGCACAGACGAAGAAGCUGGUGGACGAUGGCUGGCUCAAUAAUGCGUUUAAUCAGUACGCCAGUGAUCUAAUCUCCGUGCAUAGAUCCUUGCCUGAUCCACGCGAUCAAUGGUGUAAGGAGCCCGGUAGGUACUUGAAGGACCUUCCGCCUACAGCGGUAAUUAUCUGCUUCCACAAUGAAGCUUGGUCCGUGCUGUUGCGCACAGUGCAUUCCGUGCUGGACAGAUCGCCGGAGCAUCUCAUACAAGAAAUCAUUCUGGUGGACGAUUUCUCCGACAUGCCUCAUCUCAAGCGUCAGCUGGAGGACUACAUGAUGAAUUAUCCGAAGGUGAGAAUUAUCAGGGCAAAUAAACGAGAGGGUCUUAUCAGGGCGCGGCUGUUGGGCGCCGCGGCGGCCAAAGCGCCGGUACUCACGUACCUGGAUAGCCAUUGCGAAUGUACCGAGGGCUGGCUGGAACCUCUUCUGGAUCGGAUCGCGCGUGAUCCGACGACGGUAGUUUGUCCGGUGAUCGAUGUUAUAGACGACACCACCCUGGAAUACCACUGGCGCGACUCGGGUGGCGUAAAUGUCGGUGGAUUCGAUUGGAAUCUCCAGUUCAAUUGGCACGCGGUGCCAGAGAGGGAGAGAAAGAGGCACAAAAACCCGGCCGAACCCGUUUGGUCGCCAACGAUGGCUGGCGGCCUCUUUUCGAUAGAUCGGGCAUUCUUCGAACGGAUCGGCACGUACGACAGCGGCUUCGACAUCUGGGGCGGCGAGAAUCUUGAGUUAUCAUUUAAAACCUGGAUGUGCGGAGGCACUCUGGAAAUCGUGCCCUGCUCGCACGUGGGUCACAUCUUCAGGAAACGUUCGCCUUACAAGUGGCGCAGCGGCGUGAACGUGCUCAAGAGGAACAGCAUAAGGCUGAGCGAAGUGUGGCUGGAUGAGUACGCCAAGUACUACUAUCAGAGGAUAGGUCACGACAAGGGGAACUAUGGCGACGUAUCGGAGCGAAAAGCUCUUAGGAAGAAACUGGGGUGCAAGUCGUUCAAGUGGUACCUGGACAACGUUUACCCGGAACUCUUCAUUCCGGGCGAAGCGGUCGCCUCUGGAGAGAUACGGCAAAUCACUAGCGGAAUGUGUAUAGAUUCAUCAGGGAAAACCGAAGACCUACAUCAGCCGGUGGGCAUGUAUCCCUGUCACCGUCAAGGCGGCAAUCAGUACUGGAUGCUCAGCAAGACGGGCGAAAUCCGCCGAGACGAGUCGUGCUUGGACUACAGCGGCAGCGACGUUAUUCUCUAUCCUUGCCACGGAAGUAAGGGGAAUCAACAAUGGAUCUACAAUCCUCAGACUAAUCAUAUCAGGCACGGUAGCAGCGACAAGUGUCUGGCGAUCACGGAGAGCAAGCAGCAACUGGUGAUGGAGGAGUGCUCGUCCAGUGCCCCGAGACAGAUGGUCCUUCGAUGGUCCUUCGAGAAUUACGACGCAUCGAAGCUGUGAUACCGCGCUUUCUCACGCCGUCAUUCGCACAAUCGCGGUCACGGUCCCGAGCGCGCCGGGUCUUGGCUGCCAGGAAAACGAUACUCGAUCGCCAAGACCCGCUUCGGCAGAUAAAUCUCGGCGGAUUCCGUCAGAAAUCGCAAAAACGAUUACCAGCGGAAGACCGCUGGAGACCGGCUUGAUCUGGGUCCGACUCAAGCUCCACGCGUUUCCUCGAUGCUCAUCGAGGAACGACC